Messenger RNA from Plasmodium cynomolgi strain B, 1269 nucleotides. RefSeq names its product cell cycle regulator with zn-finger domain. Bases 1 to 1269 code for a protein of 422 amino acids. Gene Ontology annotation, molecular function: palmitoyltransferase activity. The record is from RefSeq and is a predicted model, not a curated record. Lineage: Eukaryota; Apicomplexa; Aconoidasida; Haemosporida; Plasmodiidae. The transcript has 8 exons.
AUGUUAAAUGCAAAUGGAGACCAAAACACGGAAGAUACUUUAGACGAUGAUAGCAAAAUAAUUGUGGUGUCAGAUAAGACGGACUCCUCCGGUGGUGACACAAAAAAGAAGAAAAAGAAAAAUAAACAGAAGAAAAAGAGAAGCGAGAGUAGCAGAAAGUACUCCACGGAUAAGAGCAUCAUAAAUCUCACAAAAAGCGUGAAGGACGAAAUAGUACAGGAAACGUCAACAGCGGAUAAAACAAGCAAGGCAACGAAUGAUGAGACCACCGCAGGGUAUAGUGACGCGUACAGUGGCGAGUACGCCACUGAGCACACGGGACAGCAGAACAACGCCGAGGAAAUCUUCACUAUACAAAAUAACCGGAGCAAAUUUGUCCGUCUGUUACCUGUAUUUUUUAUUUUCCUUGUUUUAUUCGUCAUAUACCUCAUAUAUGUAAUGUACCACUGCCUUCCACUUAUAUUGAGAAGCCACAGGAAGGUGUACGUCAAUUACGACUUGAAGAGAGGAAUCACCGAAGUAGCCAUUUUCCACGUCAUCCUGAUCAUGUACCUCGUGAAUUAUGUGCUGUCCAUAGUAGUCCCCCCUGGAUCCAUUCCAAACACCGAUGAAUGGGAAAUUAAAGAUCACCAAGAGAAUUACGCAGACCAUAUGGAUAAUUACUUAUUGGAGAAAAAAAAAACGGGGGAAAGGCGGUAUUGCAAAUGGUGUUGCAAAUUCAAACCUGAUAGGACUCAUCAUUGUCGAGUUUGCAAAAAGUGCAUUUUAAAAAUGGACCACCAUUGUCCGUGGAUAUAUAACUGUGUUGGGUACAAUAAUCACAAGUACUUUAUGCUUUCCUUAAUUUAUUGUUGUGUGACUACUGUUUUUGUGUCGAUAACGAUGUUCAAUUCGGUUAGGGAUGCCAUAAGUCACAAGGAGACCCCAUUUAACGAGUUGUUUUUGCUACUCUUCGGAGAAACCCUGAAUUCGUUCCUCGCCCUCAUCAUCACUUGUUUUUUAUUUUUUCAUAUCUGGCUCAUGUUUAAGGCCAUGACGACCAUCGAAUUUUGCGAGAAGCAGACGAAUUACCAAAAUCAGUCUUACUCGAAAUACUAUAACAAAGGUAUGUACCAGAAUUUCAAGGACGUUUUCGGCGAAUCCCCCUUCUUUUGGUUCCUGCCAAUAGACAACAGAAAAGGCGACGGAAUAAAUUUCAUAAAGUGCUACAGUAAGGACUACAGCGAGAAGACGUCAGAAGAAACGAUCCCGAUAAAAUAUAGCUGCUAA